AACACGCGAAUUAUUAUCGCAAUAAAUUGAAAAAAAUAUACACAAAUGAUAUAGACGAAAUGGUUGCGAUACUAGCCAAUCCUAAGUGGAGCGAAGACCUCACCAUCCAAAUGAUAAUUGAGUACGAGAAACGCGAGUACCUCUGGAAUCCAGUGUCCGAAAACUACAAAAACAAGAAAGUACGCGAACAAGGAUACGUUGAAAUAAUAAAAACCUUGAAUCUAGUUGAUAUAACGGUUAAAGAACUGAAAAAUAAGAUAAAGAAUAUACGAUCGUCGUACAGCGUCGAGUUGAAGAAAAUUCGCGCGGCGAGGAAGGCCGGCGCGCAUGCGUACCGUCCAAGCGUCACGUGGUUCGAGCACGCAGACAGGUUUCUGCGGGCGAUCGUCACUCCGAGCUCCGUGGACAACAGUCUUCUCGAAAUACCAAUGAGCGACGACAGCGAUGCCGUUCAAGACUUGAGCGAACGAAAAUCGCCCGAAAAGAAGAGCCCACGAAAACGACGCAGUUCAACGCGAUCGUCAACUCCGUACGUUUUAAAUACGCCAUCCCCUCGACCGAGUACGCCCUUCGGGCUCAAUCAAACUUCGUCCCCAUUCGGGAUCCUGCCGACCUCGACGUCCGCUCCAUUUCUUAAUCCCCCUGUCGGUAUAGCAACGCCACUAACUACAUCGCUCGCAACGAUUUAUCCGGUGCCGGCAAAACAAAAAAAGAGCAAUUUCGACGAACGAAGCGACCAGUCAGAAACAGCGCAAGAUUUGAGUCAGCAUUCUGAGAACGGGAACGAGAAUGAAUUCGAAAUGUUCGGCAAAUUGAUUGCGAGUCAACUUCGCAAAUUGCCUUUGAGUUUGGCUUUGGACACGCAGUUAAAGAUUCAAACGCUUGUGAAUGCGGCGAGAAUACAGGCUGUAUAUCAGCAGUAUAGCUACGCGGGCCCGUCGCAGGAGGCGCUGUCAGUGCAGGCUCUUUCAAACGGUAUAUUAGCAAGCAUGGCCUCACAAAGCCCUUAUGCAUCGCGUGUAAUGGACAUGAGAAAUGAUUCGCCCGACGAUUUGAAUAGAGAUCUAAAAACGGAAUAUUGUGUAGGAUCUGAAGUGGAAGAUUAGUGGAUGAAUUUGAAAUACGUUGAAAGUCUUCGGACGUAAAAUACGAGUAGCACUGCUCAUAUAUCGAUAAAAAUAUAGAGUUCUAAGUAGUUGCCGUAACUUCAAACACUAGGACUUCAAAACCUUGUAUAUUUUUUCUUAGUUUUAAAAUGAAGUAAAUUAUGAAAAAAAUAAAACAGAAAAUAAUCUAUGACAUACAUCAUGCCAAACAAUUUGCAAAGCUAUUUCUGAGACAAUAGUGAUUUUAAUUUUGGUUAAAAUCCAAAUAUAUAUUUAUCUUGUCAAAUCGUUGACAAAAUCAGUGCCAAACACGUCUCCAAGAAUGAUAGCGGCAUAUAUGUUAAAGUAUUUUAUAGCACACGACGAGUACCAAAUAUAAUAUACCUAUUAUAGAUAAUUUAAAAUAUAACGGCGACUAUCUUGUAAACUCAAGUAGGUAUGUGUUUUAGAUGUUUCUAUAAAUGUGAUAGAUGUUAAAUAAGCCGCGAUUUUAUACAUGUAAUAGUGAUGAAAUGCCAAAGUACAAAUUAUAUACAGAAUUACUUAUAUACGUGAAAGAAAAAUAUAAUAAUGAAAUGUGACAUCAAAACAUAUUACUAGUCUUUGAUUCGAUGUUAGAUUUUCAUGUUCGGCUGUG
Messenger RNA from Vanessa atalanta (red admiral), 1743 nucleotides. RefSeq lists its product as uncharacterized. The transcript has 2 exons. NCBI's taxonomy places the organism in Eukaryota, Metazoa, Arthropoda, Insecta, Lepidoptera, Nymphalidae. Bases 60 to 1106 code for a protein of 348 amino acids. The record is from RefSeq and is a predicted model, not a curated record.